GCCCGGGUUUCUGGGCGCGCGGUGCUGGCGGCAGUACAACCGCAUGCGCUACACGCUCGCCAGCCUGAGCUCCGAGGCCGGCGGCCUCUCGGGGGGCGACGCGUGGCGUCCCUGGGCGGAGUGGAAGGCUCGUGGCCCUCCGCGGGCGGUGCUCCUGGGCGGCCUGAAGUGCCGCUCCUUCGGCGACUCCACGAGGUUCGUCGUCUUUCGCUUCCGCUUCGAGGCCUACUUCGACCGGCACCGGGGCGACGCCGUGGUGGAGUCCGUCCGGCGCUUCUACCUGUCGGACGCCGACGCGGGUCAGCGCCGGCAGCUGGACGCCAUCGGCGCGUGCGUGCCGCGGGAGUGCUGCUUCCACCAGCCGCAGGGCUCCAACGCGAGCGCCAUGGACGGCCUGCGCUCGGUCCUGUUUUACUUCGUCUUCCACUUCAAGAUUGGCCUGGCUCCAGGAGAGGUCGUGCCAGAGCCCGUCGAGUCGGACUUCGAAGGCAUAUUCACCAUCAACCUGGCCGAGCCCGACAAGGCCUGGGUCAAGUGCCACAGAGAUUGA
Messenger RNA from Prorocentrum cordatum, 550 nucleotides. Lineage: Eukaryota; Dinophyceae; Prorocentrales; Prorocentraceae. The record is from the annotation of a GenBank genome assembly.